ACGUAACCAACCUACCACCAGGUUGACAGCGAUUUCACUGACCGAUCUCCAUAUCUUCUAAUGAUCCCAACCAAGUCGACACACCACACCAGGCAUCUCGGUGAAAAGUGGUAGUCGGCCAACAGCGAUUCGCUUCGAGCUUCUUCUUUUGUGAGGCAUGGAGAAGAGCAGGGUGCUUGUCGUUGGAGGCACCGGCUACAUCGGCAGGAGGAUCGUGAAGGCGAGCUUAGCUCAGGGCCACGAGACCUAUGUGCUGAUGAGGCCGGAGAUCGGCCUCGACAUCGACAAGCUCCAGAUGCUGCUGUCGUUCAAGGCGCAGGGAGUGCGGCUCCUGGAGGCGUCGCUCGACGACCACCGGGGCCUCGUCGCCGCAGUGAAGCAGGUGGACGUGGUGGUGUCGGCCAUGUCCGGUGUUCACUUCCGUAGCCACAACCUCCACCUGCAGCUCAAGCUCGUGGAGGCCAUCAAAGAAGCUGGAAAUGUCAAGGUACGCUGACUCACUCAGGGGAAUUAAUAUG
Triticum dicoccoides is the source of this 518-nucleotide messenger RNA. Its product is annotated as isoflavone reductase homolog. The coding region runs from base 158 to 496 and encodes 112 amino acids. The transcript has a single exon. The record is from RefSeq and is a predicted model, not a curated record. Lineage: Eukaryota; Viridiplantae; Streptophyta; Magnoliopsida; Poales; Poaceae.